Phoenix dactylifera (date palm) is the source of this 1943-nucleotide messenger RNA. The record is from RefSeq and is a predicted model, not a curated record. NCBI's taxonomy places the organism in Eukaryota, Viridiplantae, Streptophyta, Magnoliopsida, Arecales, Arecaceae.
CUUGGGUUGUUACAAAUGGUAUCAGAAUGAACCCUACCCAUGUUCCAUGUGGACUAGGGGACACUAUAACAUAAGCUCAUUGAGACUGACAAUGGGCCGAUCGUGGUGCUUGUGAUUAGAUUUAAAUGGAUUUGGACCCUUAAUCUGACAAAGACGUCAAUGCUUAAAUGGAGGGAGUAUGUGAGAAUCCGUGCGGGCGUGUCAGGACUAAGGAACCCAAAAAAAUACCUUCUGGCUAGCCUUUUUGGGUGAGGUUUUGGGUUGUUACAAAUUUAAUGUAUCCUUGGGUCACCAUUGAUCCAAUGGUCUACACUGGAACUCCACCAUUCUCUUUCCAGAUGAUGUCUGUGGUGCUAGAUACACAUCAUAGUAGUUUACAGGGUCAUGGCCUAUCUCCUCCUGUGCCUUCUAUCCUGUCAUAUCCAUUGUAUCCUUCCCUUCAACCUCAUCCCUUGCUAAAUGAUCCUACACUUGAUGUAGCCAAUCAAUAUCUUGCCUUCCCUUCGUAUGCACCAGUUAUUGUGUCAUACCAAAAUUUGGAGAGACCGUCUGCUAGGAGGCAUUCUGUGCAGCCUUCAUCCAGGAAAAUCGUCAAGACACAGAUCAACAGGGAAGCUCUUCCACCACUAAAUAAUUAUCUUGCAAUUCUGGAACCAAAGGAAUUGAGUCUAAAUGUGAAGAUGCAGCCAUUAACACUAAAGAGGGUGAAGAUGUUCAAUCCAAUCCUUCAUGUGAGUGCAGUGGUUCAGGUUGUAACCUGAAGUGUCAAGAAAAGGUUGAGGUAAACUUUUCCAAAGGGCUCAUAUGUGAAUUAAAGAGGAUUAUGUUUUCCUUUUGCCUAUAUGCUUGUCGCUAUCAUGGUUCAGUUUUUUAACCUUGUUUGGUCAUGAAAAUUGUGAUAUUCACUUAGGCUUUAUGGCAAUAUAGUAGUAUACACACUGUCUACUGCCAGUCAUUGGUAGGUCUCAUAGUUAUGGUACAUGGUGCACAAAGCAUGAAAUGGUGAGUGAUGUUUUUUCUUCGUUUUAGUGUUUAGUUGAGAUUUAGUCAUACUUAAUUUAAAGGUUAUUUAUGCUUGACCAAUGGGUCUAAUUAGCUUUCUUAAUAAUACCCUUAUCAGUCCCAAGGGUUACUUUUCGGCUUCAAAAAUGCUCUGCAUCCUAUUCAGAGAACGAAUGCUUCUUGUUGUUAUAUUUUUCAUUCAACCUUUCCAAGAAACCGCUAAAAGAAAUCAUAGGUUAGUGCAUGAAUAAAUACCUAUCAUCAUGUAAUAUGUACUAUUUUUGCAUUUUUUUUUUUUGAUUCUUAAUAAAAAGUUACGAUGCUUCAAUUUUUUCUUUUAGCUCUAUGAGCUUUGAUAUGAUCCAUGUCUCUUUUCAAGGUUUGAUGUUGUUUAGCAAUCUGUUGUCUGGGUUUGGUGCUAAAUGGAAUACCUAAGUGUGUUGAUUACUUCAUUCAUUGGUUGCAAAGAAAACCUGUCUAACCCUCUGAAAUCAUGAAAACUACUAAAAUCCAUGGGCACCUUGCUCUGCAGUAAAGAGUGUGCAUGUGCUUUGUAGCAGCAGUGUGCUUUAUUUAACUAGGCUGCAGGUAUAUUUAUGAAUCUCUUGCAGGAAAUUGUGGCCAACAUUAGUUAAAGCUGAAAGUCUGCAUCACAAACAAGCUUUAGCACCGGCAAUUGUUGUGAGAAGGAUCAUCUAGAGAUAUCAUCUUCUUCAACACUUCCAACUGAUGAAAAUCUGAAAACAUAAUGAAUUCUUCCAAUGUAAGUUGCAUGUUUUCGAUAUGUAAAUGCAAAUGAUAGCGUAACCAUCGUUUUCUGAGUGCCUUGCCAUUAUUUAUCGGAUCGACCAAACAUUUCUUUGCUUUCUAUGGAGUACAUGUAAAGAGGUGUAUACUUUCUAUGCUGACCUUGAAUAUGGUUCAACUUAUCUUGUCUUGAA